AUGGAAGUUGAGAUAACUGUGUGCACAAAACCACCGUCGCCACGUGUUAACUUCACCUUUGCGGCCCAUCCCGCGGCCGAUGAGCUGAUUCUGUUCGGUGGAGAGUAUUAUAACGGCCAGAACCAAUACGUAUAUGGUGAUCUGUUUACGUUCAACCUCAAGAAAGCUGAGUGGAAGAAGAUCACAUCGCCGAAUAGCCCACCCCCAAGGUGCGGACACGCUAGCGCCGUACGAGCCCGCGGCGGGGGUGAAUUGUAUGUGUUUGGUGGCGAAUACAGCUCUAGAAAUCAGGAGAAGUUCAAGCACUACAACGAUUUAUGGGUAUACUACUUCAAGGAGCAAAAGUGGGAGAAACUGACGGCUACAAAUGGGCCUACACCGCGCAGUGGCCACCGUAUGGUCAUUGCCGGGAACUCAUUGGUCGUUUUUGGCGGGUACUUUGACAACGGCAAGUCCACUCCCAAGUACAUGGAUGAUGUACACGUGUACGAUCUCGAGACGCGUGUGUGGAUGCAAACCACCAUCACCAAACAGGUCAUCAGUCCGUCGGCCCGGUCAGCGUUCCAGAUGAUCGCCACAGGCGAAGACCGCAUACUGGUCAUGGGCGGCUACAGACGAGAGAAGGUCAAGGGCAUUGCGGAGGAGCAAGGCAUGCAACUGGCCGACAUGUGGGAGCUCCUGCGCAUCGAAACGUCGGCCACAGAUAUCUCCAGUGUCGUCAGGCCCACGUGCACGUGGCGGUGGCUCAAGCUCAAGGCCACAGGCUCUGUGCCCGGCACACGCACCGGAGUCAACUGUGUGAUGAGAGACAACUCCAAUCAGGCAUACUCAUUUGGCGGCGUAACAGACCAGGAAACAGAAUGGGCUGUGUCUGGGUCGUUCAUGAACGAGCUGCUGCUGCUCAACACUGAGGAGAACAAAUUCCACGAGGUCAGCGUCAAGAAGGGCAUGGACUGCAAGGACAAACAGGAGGAGAUUGAGCAGGACCGGCGCGAGAGAAUCAAGGCCAAAAUAGCCGCGGCCAAAGCGAAAAAGAUCGCGGCCAAAAAGAAGGGCUCUGCGAGUGCGCGGCCCAAUGCGGACGACGAUUGCCCUCAAGUGGUCAGAGUCGACGCCGAUGAUGUGGAAAUCAUUGCAGCAGAUGGCGUGUGGCCAAGGCCGCGGUCGAGUACCGGAUUGGCUAUCAAGGGCCGAAUUCUCUACUUGUACGGCGGAUAUAAUGAGGUUGGCGACCGUAUGAUCACGCUGAGUGAUUUGUACUCACUGGAUAUCGGUAAAAUGGAUGAAUGGAUCAAGGUAGAAGACACCAGCGAAGAGAGUAAGAAAUGGCUGGGCGAGGAGAGUGACAGUGAAAGCGAUAGUGAAUACACGGACGAGGACGGGGAUGAAGAGUAAAUACACAUCAAUAUAAAGGAUUUUAGGAUAGAUGUCCUGCGAAGUAUGACUAUAGAUUUGAAUAUAAAGGAUAUUAGAAC
Messenger RNA from Sphaeroforma arctica JP610, 1475 nucleotides. RefSeq lists its product as hypothetical. NCBI's taxonomy places the organism in Eukaryota, Ichthyosporea, Ichthyophonida. Gene Ontology annotation, molecular function: protein binding. The transcript is spliced from 10 exons. The coding region runs from base 1 to 1395 and encodes 464 amino acids. The record is from RefSeq and is a predicted model, not a curated record.